Babesia bigemina is the source of this 3336-nucleotide messenger RNA. RefSeq names its product membrane protein, putative. Lineage: Eukaryota; Apicomplexa; Aconoidasida; Piroplasmida; Babesiidae. The transcript has a single exon. The coding region runs from base 1 to 3336 and encodes 1111 amino acids. The record is from RefSeq and is a predicted model, not a curated record.
AUGGCGAGGAGGAAUUUGGCAUUAUGUGCUGCCAUUCUGGCCUUGUCGUCGUCUCUUAUCGGCGUAGGCGCCGCACCUGCCACUCAAGCUGUCGUGAAGGAGCUCCCCAGGCCGGAUUUAAUGAACAGGGGAAAGCUGAUCCUUGACUUCACUGCGGGCAACCUUGACCCGCGUAUCACCAUGUGCAACAGGCUCAAGGGAGUAACUCGUUAUUUCGUCAAACCUGACGUAGGCGCCACCAUCACUGCCAUCCAGAUCAACGACUUCCGUGUAGACCUCCCGAUUGCUCCAAAGGUGGAGGCUGUCUUCUGCGCAUCCCCGUUCAACAACACCUUCACCGUCGUCUUCAACGAUGAAACUUCCGACGAGUUCGAGGUCACAUCCCAAGGCGUUGAGGCUUUGACGAACAAAGAGCGGUACACCAUCACAAGUGUAGCGAAACCGCCUCAGAGGCCAGCUCCGGAGCCUUCCGAUGCUUCAUCUUCUUCCAGUUCUUCAUCUUCGUCCAGUUCACUAGCUUCUUCCAGUUCUCCAGCCUCAUCAAAUGUUUCAUCUUCUUCCAGUUCUUCAUCCUCAUCAAAUGUUUCAUCUUCUUCCAGUUCUUCAUCCUCGUCAAUUUCUCCAGCUUCUCCAAGUUCACCAGCCUCUUCAAGUUCAUCAACUUUGUCAAGUUCUUCGACCACUGCAGAUUCAUCGGAGGCAGCCAAGCCCGAAUCUACACCCUCGGCACCCGCUGAGCCUAACCCAUGGAGAUCCGCGAUGUCAAAACGGACGGAAUCGGACAGUAGACAUAGGAUAACUGAGUCUCCGUUGCACGGUUCUGGAUCUGCGCCGGCUAUGAGCCCCUCUUUGCUCAGGGCCAUGGCCAAGGCCUCUCCCUCCAUGGGAGCUCCCCAAACGCCGGGGUUCCAGCAGAUGCGUGGCAGGCUGAGGUCAAUGGCUGAGAGGCAAAUCACCAGUAGAGCUGACAAGACGCCUGUUUUAGAUCUACGAGCGCGGGAAGCAGCCAACAAACCAACCCCCGCUAAGCAGCCGUCUAAAAUGGUGUUUGAAGACUUUCAGAGCAUUGACGACGAGUUCGAUACAGAUGUAGAGGACAGCAGUGGCGCCUCCAAGGGUAAGGACGAUGGGUUGCUGGAUGUAGAUGGGGAUGAACACCGCAGUGCGUCAUCACAAUCAACGGAUGCUUCCUCAUCCUCUCCUACGGCGCCUUCAUCUGACACUUCCUCGUCAUCCGAUACGUCAUCGUCGUCAUCGUACAGUCAGUCUUCAACCGACACUUCCUCGUCAUCCGCUGAUGUCGCAAAGCCAACCUCGGAUGACACUUCCUCGUCAAGCUAUACCGACACCCCGUCAUCAUCGUACACGACAACUCCAUCGUCUGAUACGUCAUCGUCCUCAUCAUCCUACACUCCGUCAUCAUCGUACACGACAACUCCAUCGUCUGAUACGUCAUCAUCCUCAUCAUCCUACACGCUGCCAUCAUCGGACACAUCCGCGUCAUCCUACACUCCGUCGUCGUAUGACACAACGACUCCCUCAUCUGAUACGACGACUUCAUCAGGUACAUCAUCCUACACUCCGUCGUCGUAUGACACAACGACUCCCUCAUCUGAUACGACGACUUCAUCAGGUACAUCGUCCUACACUCCAUCCUCAUCCUACACGUCGUCCUAUGAUUCCACAAAGACUUCCUCGGACACCCCGUCAUCAUCAUCAUCAUCAUCCAACACGCAGUCUACUUCAGAUACAUCGUCGUCAUCAUCCACCCCAUCGUCGUCCUACACUCAGUCUUCAUCGGACACAUCGUCGUCAUCAUCCACCCUGUCGUCGUCGGAUGCAUCUUCAUCUUCAUCUUCAUCAUCAUCGCAUACGACAACACCUUUGUCUGAUGUGUCAACGUCUUCAUCAUCCUAUGUGUCGUCGCAUGAUGCGUCAACGUCUCCAUCGAAGGGUCCUUCGUCUGAGGAUACGUUGAAUUCUGCGUCACACAAGCUUCCGCCUGUGCCUCCGAGAGUUCCCCAGACCAGAUACACGGGCGGUUCCGCGGAAGACGCGAAUCAGAACUUUAAGGGGUUCCACGCCGGUGGCGCGAUGCGUGCAGCCGUCAAGCCUAGCAUCGUGCCUCCCCCUCCGGCUCCCCCUGCGAGGAAAAAGAAGAUUAUGACUGCCUCCCCUGCGUCUUCUGGAAGCAAAUACAACACGCACGUCGCGACGAUCACCACGGGCGACGUGGAAUCGGAGCACCACGAGGUGCAGUCCAAUGCAACCGCUGAAGAGAACACCCCUGAGGCGUCAGUCAAAACGGACAUGACGUUGGUGAUCGGCGAGCCUAACGAGAACAUCAGAACGCAGAAGAAUGGCGACAUUACGUGCUACAGGGCCACCAACGGUCACAUCAUCAGGACUGUCGAGAUUCAGGGCAAGUCCAGGAAAGUUGGUGUCAGCUACCCUGUGGACACUAUCGUGUGUGCGCUUCAGCGGCCUGGCGAGUACCAUCUUGCGGUUGGCAGCCGUGACGAGGGUGGCAAGUGGACCACCACGUACCUCAACAAGGCUGGCGACAUGGACAUCUUCACCAACGUUGCGACCAAGGCGCUGUUCAAGGACAUCUCGCUCCCGACGUUGUUCGAGGACGCCUACGCUGAGAAGUCGCUGAGGCGCGACCCCAUGUGGUUCCAGAACUUCACCUUCAAUGGUAAGGGCAACGCCUCGCUGAAGCAGGUGGAGGCCAACGGUACCCUGUUCGUGCUGGAGACCAUCGACAGCGGCUACCUGAAGUCCAGCAAGGACAUCACGUUCGUCGAUGGUGACAUCGUGACCCCGGAGGGCAUGACGAUGGUGAACAUCACCACGUCGAAGGGCGAGGGCCAGGGCUACCUGACGAUGACCUUCAGGGGCCGCAACGUGUUGCACCACAAGAGGUACGUCGAGUCGCACGACAACGCCAACAGCUACCAACGCGCUCGUUACACUGCGAACCUCGACGUGUGCUUCGACAUCACCACGGAGUGCUUCGGUCUCGCGCCUGAGGCGAGGCUGGCGGUGCUCGAUGCGCACAGCAUCGAGUGCGACGCCAUCAUGUGGGGCAUUGAGGUGAAGAAGUACAGCGGCAUUACGUUCCUGAGCAUCCCGCCCCGUGAUUUGGACACCCUGUUGCUGAUUGGCAACUACGAGGUGCUGCUGAGCUCUAAGGAGAGCCAUGAGGUGACCAUCCUGUCUAGUGAUAUCGGGCUGUCCGCCGAUAUCCGAACCAACAACAGCAGUGGAUUGUUGCGCACGAUCAUCACGCCGAACUCGAAGACUCGCGAGUCCUACAGCGUCGACUUCUUCUGA